GAUUCCGACGUCGUCGACCGUCGCACGGCCAACUAUCUUUCGAGCGCGCCAGUUAAAAGUACGAACCCGCGAUAAACGGUCUCGUCAACCGCUAGUGCUGGUCCGCGUUUACCAGCACCAAACAAGAAACACGCUCUUCGUCGCUUAAAAUCGCGUGUGAAUUUAUUAAUAAACCGUCAAAAUGUUUGACGUUUUCGGCUCCGUUAAGGGCCUGCUCAAAAUCGACGCGGUCUGCAUCGACAACAACGUUUUUAGGCUCCACUACAAAGCCACCGUCAUCAUUUUGAUUGCUUUCUCUCUUUUGGUCACCAGCAGACAGUAUAUCGGUGACCCGAUCGACUGUAUCGUAGACGAAAUACCUCUAAAUGUGAUGGACACAUAUUGCUGGAUUUACUCAACCUUUACCAUUCCAAACAGACUGACAGGAAGAGUUGGACAAGACAUAGUUCAAGCAGGAGUGGCCAGUCACGUUGACGGAAAGGACGAGCUGAAAUACCACAAAUAUUACCAAUGGGUUUGCUUCGUUCUUUUCUUCCAAGCCAUGCUCUUCUACAUUCCAAGGUACCUGUGGAAAACCUGGGAAGGAGGCAGAAUCAAGAUGCUGGUCCUCGACCUCAACUGUCCCAUUGUCAACGAAGAGUGCAAAACAGACCGAAAAAAACUCCUAGUAGACUACUUCACCACGAACCUCCAUCUACAAAACUUCUACGCUUUCAGAUUCUUCAUUUGCGAAGUACUCAACUUCAUUAACGUAGUAGGACAGAUUUUCUUCAUGGACUUCUUCCUGGAUGGAGAAUUCAGCACGUACGGAAGUGACGUGCUCAAAUUUACUGAAAUGGAGCCUGAAGAACGCGAAGAUCCGAUGGCGAGGGUCUUUCCCAAAGUGACCAAGUGCACCUUCCACAAAUACGGUCCUUCGGGCUCGAUCCAGAAGUUCGAUGGACUUUGUGUCUUGCCUUUGAACAUCGUCAACGAAAAAAUCUACGUAUUCCUGUGGUUCUGGUUCGUGAUUCUCAGUGUUUUGUCGGGCAUUUCUCUUAUCUACCGUAUGUUCGUUAUUAUGGGACCCAAACUUCGCUUGUACUUGCUCAGAGCGAGAUGCCGCAUUGCCGCGCAGAGCCAGGUCGAAACCAUAGCCAACAAAUGCGAAAUUGGAGACUGGUUCGUACUGUACCAGCUCGGAAAGAACAUAGAUCCUCUUAUUUUUAAAGAAAUAGUGUCGGAGUUAUCGAAAAAACUUGAGGGAAAAGAGACUGUUUAAUAAUCGCUCUAAUAAGAGAAAAAAUAGUUAAAAUGAACUAAACGGGAUCAAUUUUAAUUCGCAAAUCUUCUGUGAUUGCAGAAAAGACUGUUAUUUGUUGUUCUGUACUGUAUUUCCAUUCCAAACUACGAACGGACGCUUCCAAAUUAUCUUUAAGACGUGUUUUGCACUGCCAAAAUGUAACAGAUUGUUGCAAUGUUACUAUCAUUCCUGUAAAUCACGAGCAAUAUUUAUAGAAGAGACGUUUUCGUAUGUCAAAUAAAUGGCGUUUUGUCUACUAUUUUGAGAAUAAUAGGCAAAAUAGCCGCUCAAAACUCGGACGAAGACAAGUUCUCUGUGAUAGAUCUGAUAUUGUUCCGGUUUGUAAUAAUUUAGGAUAUUGAACGCAUGAUGGACUCAGUUUUUUACACACCCUGUACAUAUUUUACACUUGAAUCGAAAACUUAGAGCGUUUAGAUUUUUUAUUUAUGUAAUUGAUUAUGUUAAUGCUCAAAACUACAAAAAGUGUUUUUGUAAUUUCAAAUGUUAUGAAAAUGACAUGUGACACUAUUUUGACAAUUUUAUUUUCAUGACUUUUUUAGUUAUACAGGGUGCGUUCAAAAAAAUAGGAAACCGGAGAAUACAGAUUUGGAAGUUAAAAAAAGCGCAUAUAAAUGAGAUAAUAUGUUAUGGAUUAUAUAAAAUGUGAUUUUUAGCUUAGUUAAUGUAAUAGUAAUUAUUAAAAAAAAUGGUGUUGUAGCUUCCAUACUGGCCAAAAUAUGCAUGGGCUAGAGAUAUUUUUUUAAGAGUUUUUAUGGAGCUAAAAAAAGACAAUGAAAAGAAAAAAUAUAUAUUAGAUUUAAAAUUAAAAAAAAUAAAAUGUAUGGAAACGUUUUGUGUUCAAAUUGUAUGUAUUUUAUAUAUUGAUGUUUUUUAGAAACCAGACGUGCCUUUUUGAAAUUGUAUGGAUUUUAUGCGUAUAUAUACAUAUAUAUUUUUAAGAUUAAAACCUUUUUA
This is a messenger RNA of Sitophilus oryzae (rice weevil), 2257 nucleotides long. RefSeq names its product innexin inx2. Bases 182 to 1261 code for a protein of 359 amino acids. The record is from RefSeq and is a predicted model, not a curated record. NCBI's taxonomy places the organism in Eukaryota, Metazoa, Arthropoda, Insecta, Coleoptera, Curculionidae. Gene Ontology annotation, biological process: phototransduction. The transcript has a single exon. Gene Ontology annotation, molecular function: gap junction channel activity. Gene Ontology annotation, cellular component: plasma membrane; gap junction.